AGUGAUGGAGUUCCUGGUGGUGCAGGGUCAGGGCAGCUAUGAAAGGCUGAAGGUAGGGGGCAAGGCCCCGGGACCAGGGGGAUUCCUCAGGUUCAAGAUGACUGAGUCUCUACUGAAGGACUGCACAGACAAAAUGAAGUCGAAGGAGCCGAACGUCACUCUGAGAAAAUCCUUUAAGUUAGAGAACACUGGACAGCUGGAAAUUAACAUUCAAUCCACUGAAAUAAACGGACGUCUCUGUGAGGGAUUCGGCUUUAAAGUCCUUAAUUGCCAAGAGUUUUCACUAAAACCCAAUGCUUCGAAAGAAAUCGUCAUAUUGUUCACGCCAGACUUCACAGCCUCCAGGGGUGAUCCGGGAGUUUAAAGUUCAUCACCACCGGAGGCUCUUACUUUGUGUUCUCCCUCAACGCCUCUCUGCCCUACCACAUGCUGGCCGCCUGUGCUGCUGUCCUCCCCAGACCCAACUGGGAGCUGGAGCUCUAUGUCAUCAUCUCUGUCAUCAUGAGCUCUAUGUUUUGCUGGUGAUUGUAGCGGCCUAUCUGGAGGCCCUGGGGAUCUGGGAGCCGUUCAAGAGACGCAUGUGUUUCGAAACAUCCAGCACCUCCAUGGAGACAGGGAGGCCCUUUGACCUCAGGGAAAUAGUACGACUUCAAAGCGAUGCACAUAUGAAUGGGUACGGUGGAGAAGCCAACCACAACUCCCUGCGAGGGAUGCCAGGCUCUGCCUCCAGGGCUGCUAGCAGGAACACCAGAGGAGGCCACAACCGAGGCUCCACACAACCCCCGAUCCCUCCCUCCCAGCCAGGCUCCAAAGUCUCAGACAGCACCCCCUCCUCUGGCCAACAGGCCAGCCGCAAGGCCCGGAGCCCCAAGCAGCCACAGCCAGCUCCAGAGAACCAGCAGCACCCUUCACAGGCUGGUCCUUCAGCCCCAGGAAGAAAUCCCCUAGAUGGGCCACGCCGGCACAGCUCGGAGGACUCGGACUAUGUGAGCCUGGUGGAGACCAUGGAUAAAGACCUGGACAGACCAGAGUCUGCUGAGGAGGGGGGGAAUCAGGAUGCAGUUUAUGGCAAAGCCAGUGCAGCCAAUGGGAAAGUGCAGCAGACCAAAGCCAAGGCCCCGAAGAAGAAGGAAGAGCGGGAGAAGAGGAACAAGGGAAGAGCUCAGGGAGGAGAGGAACUGAGGGAGGACAACGAUGACAGCUCCUCCACCACCACAGAGAACUCUAACCCAGACAUAAUGGAGGACAACAAAGGGAAGAAGAAAUAUGAUACUCCUGAAGCUCACUCAAAGUCCAAGAACAAGAAGCCAGCAGCCAUUACAAAGGAGAAGAGCCAAAUGGAUGCAAAGUCAAGCUCACUGGAGCUUCCAUACGUUACCCCACUGGAAAACAAGCGCAAGAGCUUCACUUCCAAGAACAUGGUGGUGGUGCAGCAGGCCCUGGCCAGCAGCUCAACAACAACAACCAUAACAAGACCCAUACCUCCUAAACCAAGAGUGCCUCGUGUGAAGCUGGAAGACUUCCGCCCCUCUCUCCUGGCUAAGUUCCUGUUCAACGAACCGGUGGUGCAGGAGCUGGGGAACAGCAGCGGCUCAGAAGGGGAGAAGGACAUCUCUCCUCCCCCGGAGUGGGACUGUGUUCCCCUCCACAUAGCACACAAUGCUGUGGACAGUCUCCAGCAGAUCUCCCUGCAGACCAUGAACGCUGAUCCCUUCCUGAAGAGACCCAUCGAAACCCCUCCCCCUCCCUCAUCUGAUCCUUUCCUGAAGAGACUCAUCGAAACCCCUCCCCCUCCCUCAUCUGAUCCUUUCCUGAAGAGACCCAUCAGAACCCCUCCUUCGUCUGAUCCCUUCCUAAAGAGAACCAUCGGAACCCCUCCUCCUCCUUCGUCUGAUCCCUUCCUAAAGAGAACCAUCGGAACCCCUCCUCCUCCUUCGUCUGAUCCCUUCCUAAAGAGAACCAUCGGAACCCCUCCCCCUCCCUCGUCUGAUCCCUUCCUGAAGAGAAACAUCGGAACCCCUCCCCCUCCCUCGUCUGGCUUCUCUCUGUAUGACUCCUAUAGUGGCAUGGUCAACACUGCUACCAGCGAAGUGGGUCUGAUGUCUACUGCAUCAGGCAUAAAGAACAAGCUGACCAAGUUGGUCUCCGUACCUGGUCAGAACGGGAACCCUACCUUCGCUGCUGUGGCGGCUGGAUUCGACAAAAGCCCAGGGUGCAGUGCAACGAAGGCGGCUGUGGGGAGCAGAGACAGAGAUGUCCUCCAACACCUCUCCUCUGUAGAGAGUGAUGGAUCAGACAGCUCGGGGUUGUGGAGCCCUGUAGGGAACGGCAGGAGACCCAGCCUCAACUCUGUCAACUCCUUCUCAGCCUUCGGACCCAGCAACACCUUCAACCUGUCUGGAGUGUUCAGUGGGAUGACCUCUGGAAGGAGUGCUAUGGAGCCCCAGCAGAGUUGGCCUGAGUUCAGACAUACCACCCCGUCCGUCUGGCCAAACGAGUCCCUGCAGCCUCUACAGCCAUGGCCCAUCCAGCCCAGCUCCAGCUCCCCUGCUACCCCCACCACGUCCAUCCUGGGCAGCAGUAGCAUGUGGGGCUCCAGCCCUCCAUUCAGCCCCUCCAUCUGGUCCACCAGCCCCCCCUCUGACUCCCCCCUACACUCCUUCUCUUCUUCCUCUGCUUCCCCCCUGACCGAUCUGAUGGGUAGCACUGACAGUGGAACCCCGCUCCCGGCCCCAACAAAGCCCUCCCCCACGCAGCUGAGCCCCUCCUACAACCCCUGGAGCAUGUGGAGGCCCACCUUCAGUAGACGAAGCUCGGAGCCCUGGCCCAACCAAUCGGACAGCAGCACCGGUUGAAGGGGAUGCCACCGCGGUCUCCUCCUACUGAUAGACUGAGAAGAAGAUGAAUGCAUUUUCCCCUGUUUUGAAUUUCACCAAAUUCCUAUUAUAAUGUACACAUUGGAUUUCUAAGCAAAUUAUGUCCUCAGAAUUAGUCUGUUUCUAUGACGACUUGGCAAACUUAUCAACAAAACAAUAUUAGUAGAAGAAUCAUAAAAGAAGAAUCCUUAUCAGACUGACAUAAUAUGGUUAAAUGCAGCUGUUUUUUUUUUCAAAUACAUCCUCGGUAAUGUUUUUGAUAGCAGUGACGGACCUAAGUGCAAUCAGGAACAAUCUGAGAAAUAAUAUUCUGUUCAUUAUUUAGUACUGCUGUUUUGGCAUUACAUUAGAGUUACUUAUUGGAAUCCAGCACAGUGUUUAAGCCUUAUCAUCGCUCCAUUAGAGAUUAUUAUUUAAGGGUUACAAUCAGUUAAGACUGGCAGUAAAGGGAUUUUUUUGGUGAAAAGUCAUUUUCAUGACUGCUGUGUCAAGUCGAUGCCAGUGGCAUCAGAAGACCAUGACUUUACGUUUCUAUGCCAUUGCAAGCCUGAACACAUUUUGUUUUAUUUUGUCGAACAACAUUCAUGGCCAAUAUUGGCGAGAGAUGCUUUUUAAGUUAUUUUAAUUACCAUGCUAAGUUUUAAAGUCUGUUAAAAGAGAGGGUUUUCAUUUACUUUUUAAACAGUUUGAAAAAUGUUGGUGGAUACAAAGCUUCCCCUCUUUCUGACAUGUUGGUAAUGUGGGACAUUUGUCACAGCUUCCAUAUAAAACAUAUGAGACAGUUA
This is a messenger RNA of Oncorhynchus kisutch (coho salmon), 3661 nucleotides long. RefSeq names its product transmembrane protein 131-like. The record is from RefSeq and is a predicted model, not a curated record. The transcript has 13 exons. NCBI's taxonomy places the organism in Eukaryota, Metazoa, Chordata, Actinopteri, Salmoniformes, Salmonidae. The coding region runs from base 294 to 2855 and encodes 853 amino acids. Gene Ontology annotation, cellular component: membrane.